Messenger RNA from Giardia duodenalis, 690 nucleotides. Its product is annotated as RNA polymerase II subunit Rpb5a. Bases 1 to 690 code for a protein of 229 amino acids. Gene Ontology annotation, biological process: DNA-templated transcription. The record is from RefSeq and is a predicted model, not a curated record. The transcript has a single exon. Gene Ontology annotation, molecular function: DNA-directed RNA polymerase activity; DNA binding. NCBI's taxonomy places the organism in Eukaryota, Fornicata, Diplomonadida, Hexamitidae. Gene Ontology annotation, cellular component: RNA polymerase II, core complex; RNA polymerase III complex; RNA polymerase I complex.
AUGGCCAGGGUCUACGGAACGGCAGAGAGUUUUAAGGUGCGCCGUACUGUUAUAGAGAUGCUCAUAGAUCGGGGCUACAUGGUGCAGUCGGACGAUAUGUCCCCGUGGUCUGCCGAGAUGCUCCUCAAUCAGACGUUUCAGGAUUUUGACGGGGAGUUCCACACGGCCCCCUUUUCUUGGAAGAUCCUGGGAACCCAUAAGUUGCGGAAGAGCAGCGCAAACAGCCUAAAUCAGGAAACAAUCAAGGUUCGCCCCGUGCCUGUUAUCGAUAAAGAUCUCAUUGAUAAAUUGAAGGUUGAAACGCAGAACAGGGAGACACGACCAUUGGACCGUGUAAUAUAUGUUAUCUAUGGGAGAGAAGGUAAGAAGCUUGACUCACCGAAUAAGACAAUUCAAGCAAGAAUCGACGAAGCACAACGCGCUAACGGCAUCGUAAUAGAGCACUUUCUCGUCACACGCCUCCUGAUCAAUAUCACAAAGCACGUGCUUGUCCCCAAGCAUGUUCUUUUGUCGGAAAUGGAGAAGAGCGUUGUCCUCAAAGAGUAUCGAUGCACAGAAGGACAGAUUCCCAUCAUAGAAUCGUCCGACCCGAUGGCCCGCUACCUCGGUUUGCUACCCAAUGAUGUUGUGCGCAUCUCUAGGCCGUCGGAGACUGUUGGUAUUUACACUACAUUUCGUAUAUGUCACUAA